Messenger RNA from Venturia canescens, 5131 nucleotides. RefSeq names its product Glycogenin (gene Gyg). The record is from RefSeq and is a predicted model, not a curated record. The coding region runs from base 198 to 4478 and encodes 1426 amino acids. Gene Ontology annotation, cellular component: cytoplasm. Gene Ontology annotation, molecular function: glycosyltransferase activity. NCBI's taxonomy places the organism in Eukaryota, Metazoa, Arthropoda, Insecta, Hymenoptera, Ichneumonidae. The transcript is spliced from 11 exons.
CUCGUGUCGCGCGACACUGACCGAGGUAGCGAGUCGUGCGGGUUGUGCCUCAGUCUCGCGCCGUAUCUCGCAUUGUAAAUCUCGUUCACUCGUUACCUUCAAUUAUCGUGUUUGUGUUGUUCCGAAGCUCUAUUCAAAUAUCAACAAUAGAUUGAAACAACUGACAUCCCCCUAACGUCAAAAGAGACUUUUCAGUCAUGGGUGGUUUCGCUUGGGUUACGUUGGCGACAAACGACUCGUACUCUCUGGGCGCUCUCGUUUUGGCACAUUCAUUACGACGUGUCGGAACGAAACAUGAUCUCGCCGUUUUGGUCACUCCCGGCGUGACCGGUGCCAUGAGAGAGAAACUGUCCUCCGUGUUCUCGCUGGUCCAAGAGGUCAACGUUCUCGACUCGAAGGACGAAACUAAUCUCGCCCUUUUGGCAAGACCCGAACUCGGAAUCACAUUCACCAAGCUACACUGUUGGAGACUCACUCAAUAUGAAAAAUGCGUUUUCGUCGACGCCGAUACUCUGGUGAUAAGAAACUGCGACGAGUUGUUCGAGCGUGAGGAACUUUCGGCAGCACCCGAUGUCGGUUGGCCCGACUGCUUCAAUUCCGGUGUAUUCGUUUUCAAACCGUCUCAAGAAACAUUUGCCUCGUUAACAUCGUUUGCCGCUGCAAAAGGCUCCUUCGACGGUGGCGAUCAAGGCCUCCUCAAUCAAUACUUCAGCGACUGGGCUCACAAAGACAUAUCGAAGCAUCUCCCCUUCAUCUACAACAUGUGCUCCACUGCCACUUAUUCCUACUUACCUGCUUUCAAACAGUUCGGGGACGACGUGAGGAUUAUUCAUUUUAUUGGAAUAACGAAACCGUGGCUCCAGUACUUCGACACUGUCACGAGCCAGGUCCAGCCUGCUCCGGGCUCGCAUCAUUUGCUGCCGUUGCUCCAAUUGUGGUGGAACAUCUUUUGCGAUAGCGUUCAUCCCCAAUUGUCUCCAGUUAUGCUAAGCAAUGAACAAAGGGAUUCUAAUUCGUCUUAUCGUGAGGCCAGCAGCACUUUGGCACAACAUUGGCACGAACACAAAUCUCCUUCCGUCCGAUCACACUAUCCCAUGACAACGUCUGACUGCGAUACGGCGAUAAUUGCAGACGAGAAAAUCCAAAACGCCGUGCCCGAUUUUUCCGAAUUUCGUGAUCCUUGGAACAAUUACCAUUCCGCUGAUGAAUCGGCCGCCAAGUUUACAAAUAACAAUGAUCGUGUUGACUACGAGAAUGAUCAAGAAAAUGUAGAAAAUUUUUCACAACCCUCAGACUCUGGUCAAUUCAUAGUAGAAACUUCAAACAUUUUGCCGAGUCAUGAUUUCAGAUCGAAUUUUCGUCAGGAAAAUCAUCAAAAUUCAGCAGUAUUAGAACGUUUCGAGAAUCGAGUGAUUCAAGAUAAUGUAACUCGUCAUACCCCGCAAAAUCAUUAUUUUCACAACUGUGAGAAGAACGACGAAUUGCGAGUAGAAGAAUGUCACACUUUCGAUGAUAAAUUCUGUCGAGAACGCGAUAUCGAGAAAGAAAACGAUGCCGAAAGUUGUAAAAACCUAAACGACAGCUCAACGAGCAGAGAGAGUUGCGACGUGGCUAAUUUGUCGGAAAGUCGUGAAACGUUGAAUCUAGGCGAAGCACAUCCCCCCAAUGUUCAUCGUUUCCACUUUUAUAUUGACGAGAAUCAGCCAGAAUCAGAAAAAAAAAAUCAUUUUUGCCGUGAUAGACCGAGCGAAAACGAAUGCACAGAAGUUACGAGACAAGAACGACGUGUUAGUGACACUGACACUGAGCAAGCCGACUCUGACCCCAGUCCUUCCUGUCCCACCUACGCCCUGCCCUGUACAAAGCCCAAUAACGUAACAACGCAAUCAGAAUCGAACAAUUCGAGCCAACUCGAAAGUAACGAUGCUGGAAUCGCAGGAGCACUGGCGAAAAUAACGCUCGGAGAAGCGAGGAGUCCCGAACAAGUAGCGUUCGAAGAGCACAUGAGAAAACAAAGCUGGGAGCAGGGACAAAUCGAUUACAUGGGACGUGACAGCUUCGCUAAUAUAUGGAAAAAGAUCAGCGAGACUCUGAGCGCCCAACCGGAAAGGGAACCUUCGCCGCCCAAAGCUGUCCCGAAGUCUGAAAAGGCCGAAAUCGAAGGAGAGACCUCUGCGGUUUCUCGCGGAGAAGAAACUGCGCCAACAAAAAAUGAAGCCGGUACGUGCCCACAAUUUCCAUUUGUACGAGCACAGCCGUUUUCUUGUCUACGGUUUGAGCAGAGGAGAGCAACUAACAGACGCCAUAGCAUUGCCGCGUCUUGUAAUGUCGUUUUGCUUGACUGGGCUGUGCUAGCGGAACUCGAACGAACAUACGAAAAAGAUGAUCUGCUCGGUGAGAUUGCUCGUGAGUUGAAAGAAUUAGUAUCGCCAUUGACGGAUUCGAUGAGAGAAGGAACGAGCGAGUCAACGAUUUUGACGGAAGCGCCACCGAGUGAGGCGGCCGCAGCAGCGGCAUCCUCGCCAUUAGCACCAUUACCCGAAAUAUUAUCGACAGCCGAGGCGAUCGAAUCGAUUGCGGCGCCAUCUUGCACGCUCGAAAUUCCCGAAGGUUCUUCAUUUGACUGUAAAUUCGUCGGAGAAGGAAAUUUGUCCCAGGCGCCGUCCGGUGGUCUUGAAAACCCGGAGAAAGUCGACGAGAGCAGAGAAAAGACUGCCAAUAUCGAGAUUCUAUCGGAAAGCCAAGUUCCGAUCCAAGUAGCUGAAUCUGUGCUUGAGGCCGAUGUCGAGGAGUCGGUCAGCGAGGAUCUCAAACCUGUCACCGAAGAAGCCUUCUCGUCGAUCUCUCAAACUGCCCAAGAGUCCGUUCCCGCCGUACUAGAGACCGCAAUGGAAGCCGUCGAUUCGAUCGCCCCAAGGUCAAAUGGAUCUGUGAACUUGGCUUCGGAAAUUGGCAACGGAAUUGACGCCCUUUGUACUCCGGCGAACCGCUUAGCUUCCGCUACGAUGGCCGUCGUUGAAAGAGCUUCUGACCUUUACCAACCCGUACAAUCUCAGGAUUCAACGAGUCCAAUUAUUUUACCGGCUGAGCCUACCAACGCCGGAGAAAAUGUGCCUUCUCAAAUUGCUCAACCGACCUCAAGUUUACCCCAAUCGACUCAACUCCUCGAGAAACCCAAUGAUGAUCCUGCGGAAUCGAUUGAACGGGCUGAAACUCUCCGAGAUCUGAGCGUCCUCGCACAAGCAACGGAAGUAUCUGCCAAACGUCUAACGGGAGAUCAAGUAUCUACCGAGGCACCUGUGGACUCUACAAUGUCCUCGGCAACUCCACAAACUGCAUCAAUUCCUACGGAAAAAUACGAAGAAUCUCCCGAGUCCUUAUCAUCCGCUGGAUCGUCGAUCGAAGCAGCAAAAGUAGCCAAACCAUCAUCGAAAACGGAGGAAUCCGAAGUUUUUACGAGCUCAAAAGUCGACGAACCCAAAUCACCCGAAUUGGCACCGACAAAAAUCGACUCCACUACCUGCCCAAUGAAAUCGGCGAAAAAGAUGCAAGAGUUUUCAGAGAAAGCCGAGAAAUCGGAGAUUCCUAAGGACUCACGAGCUCCGAGCUCGCCGUCGGUCCCUGAACAAAGUCUCUCGGAUUCGACUGACAAAGAAGUUUCUCAGAAACCGCCCGAAAAAGAGGAAGGAAAAUUGAAAAAAUCAAUAAGAAAAGAAGAUCGAAAAGUACCCGAUGACAAAAAGGAUUCUGUCUCGGCGGCAGAGGAGCUUACCGAAAAAUCAACCAGCAAGAAGUCCACUAAAGAACCAACUGCCAAAAAAGUAGUCAAAUCAUUAGUGGAUAAAGAUGUACUGAAGGUGACAAUCGUCAAAAAAGAAAUACCCGAAGACACGGCCGAAAAAGAAGUGCGCGAAGAAGAGACGGUUGAAAAGUCCGAUGAGAAAAAAUCGAUCGAGUCCUCGACGGACGAGUCUUCGCCCGUCCGACCGGCGAGAACGAAGGAGUUGCAGAUCCCAGACACACCGACGAUAAUCGAGGCAACGCCGCCCACUUCCCCGCCGAUUGGUGGCGCCGAGAGUCUUGAAGAGCAGCAACAGCAACAGCAAGCGAGCAAGGUCACGAAGAAGACGGUGAAAAAAGUUGUGAAAAAAACAAGCGAAGCUAAACCGGCGGAUGGUAACGAGGCCGAGACGGAGGGCAAAAAGGUCACGAAGAAGAUAGUCAAAAAAGUCGUCAAGAAAAAGGACGAAGACGGUAAUUCACCUGCCGAUGCUACGGGGGUCACUGAAAAACCCAAAAAAAUAGUCAAAGUCGUGAAAAAAACAACAACGACGAAAACUGCCUCCCAAAUGCUGGACGCCGAAGCCCCCGUGCCGGAAACGCCGCCGCCCGGUACACCGGACGUUCCGGUACCACCCAAACGGAAAAUUAAAACUACCACCAAAACGAGCGUUUUCAAGUCCGAUUCCGAGCAAUAAGUCCCUCGAAACCAAUCACGUUUCGAUCGUUUCCUUGAUUAUUUUUUCAAUUUUAUCUAAAAUUAUUUGAUUUUCAUUGUUUUCGCGAGGAAUUUUCGCACAAUUUGAACCUCGGGAAUGGCGAUCCCCAAAUAUCGUUGAUUGAUUAUUUCUUACUUUUGCCGAAUUGUUACGUGUUUUUCGGCAAGUUUUUGCAACAAAAAAAAACUAUACAAUUAAGAAAAUUAUCUGUUUGUUUAUCCAAUUUAUUUAUACACUAAUAUAUAUACAGAUGUACGUUUAUACCGCGUUUUUAUUGUUGAAAUGAGAGAAUUUUCUCAAUUAACUUUUAAGCUCGUGUUAUAGCAGCUUGAUUCGUUUAUUUUUGGCUCUUCGUCGUCACCUACUCGAACCUUACCUAAUUAUCAUGUAAUGAAUAUAUUUUGUAUAGAUAAGCUACUUUGUACGGAUAAUUUUUACAGUUAUCAUUGUUUUUAUUAUGCCAACGUUUUUCCCUAGUCUACAGUUUCGUUCGUGUCCUCUUCCCUUUUUUCAUCGAUUUACGUUGUAUUGCAUUAUGGAUUUAUUUUUUAUUAAUUAUUCAUCAUUAUUAUUGAUAGUGUUGUCAUUUAUGGUCAGAGAUAAAUAAAUUUUCCGCAACAUCCAUCAACUGA